AGUAAAUCAAGUUUUUCGAAAUUUCGCAAAAAAAAUAAAACCAUUUGCUGGAUUUCAUGAAAUUUAUUCUUUUGUUUAAUGGAUAAAUACCAUAGACCUUGAUUUUAGUAAGACAGCAUUUUUGCUCAGUUUUGGUUGACCUUUCCUAAUAAAACAACUGUGGGUUCUUUUUCACAAAGGUCAAGUAAACGCCUAAUUUUGCUUAAUAACUAGACUUAUUCACUUUCUUUUUACUUUUCUGUAAAAAGGCCACAUUUUAAGGGUCUUCGGACUUGAGGAAAGGAAUACUUAUAUCUUUUUAGUUUGGAUUUGUUUUGGAUUACUUUUCGCUCUUGUUUUUUUUUUCAAAAACUAGCUCCAAGGACACUAUUUAAUAUUUGCUUCUAAAAUUAAAGUGUGCUUUGACAGUAUACAUAUAUACUAAGGUUUUAUUUGUUCUCAACAUUUGGAUUCCUUUACUGUGCCGUUUUCCUUCAUUUCUCAUUCCUUGCUUGUUGUUAAGUUUAUUAUAACUUUCUUCAUUUUUUUUGAAAUUUUUUUGGCACUCGUGAUUCUUUUCUUGGUAAGGUAAUUUUCAGAAUGACUUUAUCAAGUGCUGCCGUUCGCAGAGCUAUGCAACUUAUGGACAGGGUAGGCCAAGAGAUUCCCGUAAAUGAAAUUGAGUUUGCUAUUCACGAUAUCCUGCAAGAGAAGUCGAACCCUGUCCAAAUUGGUGCCUUUCUUACUGCCAUGCGUUUAACGAGGGUUGAACAGCGGCCGGAGGUUUUGAUGUCAACUGUCAAUGUUAUUCAAUCGUAUUCGAUUCCCGUUGAAGGUAUUUCAUCCAUGCAACCGAAAUUCGUUGAUAUAGUUGGCACAGGAGGUGAUGGUCAUAAUACGUUUAAUGUAAGCACUGCUUCCGGUAUUAUAGCAGCUGGUGCAGGAGUUCACGUUUGCAAGCACGGAAAUAAGGCCUCUACUUCUUCCAGUGGGUCUGCUGACUUGCUUAUGUCGUUUGGUUGUGAUUUACUCAAUGUCACUGCAAAAAACUUGAUUUCCAUCACAGAUGAAUCAAAAUUCUCAUUUUUAUUCGCUCCUCAAUGCCAUCCAAGGCUAAAGAUAGUCGCCCCAAUCCGUAAAGAGAUUGGCGUUCCUUCCAUAUUCAAUCUAGUCGGUCCUUUGCUUAAUCCCGUGCCGACUUACGCUCGUAUCAUCGGUGUAAGUCAUCCAAGUCUUGUACCAAUAUUUGCUCAAGCUCUUUUGCUUCUCGGUGCUGAUCGUUCUCUCGUCGUAUGUGGUGAGGAAGGUUUGGAUGAAAUUUCUCCUGCUGGUCCUACUCACGCCUGGUUAGUCAAGGAUGGUCAAAUUACUCAAAUGAUUUUAACUCCUGAAUCGUUUCAUCUCCCUCGUCAUCCUUUAUCUAGUGUUGCUAGCGGAACUCCUUCUGCUAAUGCUGUGCUUCUUGAAAAAAUGUUAUCCAAUAUGCUCCCUAAAAAUCAUCCCGUGUUGGAUUAUGUUUUAAUGAAUACAGCUAUGCUAUUGCAUGUCGCAGGACUAGCGGGAUCCUUACACGAAGGUGUAUUACUAGCUCAAGAAAGCAUUGCUUCCCAUGCUGCUUUGCGUGAGCUUGAGAGGUUCGCAUCAGCCACUCAAAACUUUGAAUAAGUUAGUAUAUGUAUUGUUUUAGAUUUUUAUAGAACUAUUUUUAACAUUCUGUUUAUUCAUAUUCUGGGUUAGAACAGAAAGUUGGCAUUUUGGAUAGGUUUCGCUUUAGACGUUCAUAUUAGAUUCAAUACAUCAUUUUAAUUUGA
This is a messenger RNA of Schizosaccharomyces octosporus yFS286, 1790 nucleotides long. Its product is annotated as phosphoribosylanthranilate transferase Trp4. Gene Ontology annotation, biological process: L-tryptophan biosynthetic process. Lineage: Eukaryota; Fungi; Ascomycota; Schizosaccharomycetes; Schizosaccharomycetales; Schizosaccharomycetaceae. Gene Ontology annotation, molecular function: anthranilate phosphoribosyltransferase activity. Gene Ontology annotation, cellular component: cytosol. The transcript has a single exon. The record is from RefSeq and is a predicted model, not a curated record. The coding region runs from base 580 to 1644 and encodes 354 amino acids.